AUGAUCACUCUAUUAGGUCUUUUGUGUAUUGGUGUCAAUAUCGCGACAUUAUUUUAUUAUUCUUCAGAUUUGGGACCUUGUCCUAAUUGGGUUUAUUAUACUUUUGCUUUUGGAUUAUUUGCUUAUCAAUCUUUGGAUGCUAUUGAUGGUAAACAAGCAAGACGUACUGGAGCUUCAGGACCUCUUGGUGAAUUAUUUGAUCAUGGAUGCGAUGCUAUCAAUACAUCAUUGGGUGUGAUGACUUGGGCUUCUGCUACUUAUUUAGGACAAAGUUGGUGGACAGUAGCUUCUUUAGUGGCAAGUUUAGGUAAUUUUUAUCUUUCAACAUGGGAAGAAUAUCAUACUGGUAUUCUUUAUCUUGGUCAUUUUAGUGGUCCUGUGGAAGGUGUUUUGAUGUUGGUAGGUGUUCAAUUAGUGUCUGGUUAUUUUGGUCCUGCUGUUUGGACUUUACGUUUGGAAGAAGUCGCGCCAUUGCUUCAAUGGUCAUACAGUGCUCAUACUCGUUUGAUCGGUUCUUUACAAUUAAAUCAUAUUUUGAUUUUAAUUGGUUCUUUGGUUCUUGUUUUGAAUAUUGUUACUGGGUUGAUCAAUGUUAUUUCUGUCAAGUUACACCCUACAGAUUAUUCGCGUGUCGAUGAUGGAUCUAUCAUUAAGGCUAUGCUUGGUUUGGUGCCUUUUAUUAGCAUGUGUUAUAUCACAUAUCAAUGGAUGUGCUUGUGGCCUGAUCUUGUGAAUGAACAUUUGGCACUCUUUAUUCCUGUAUUGGGUUUAUUGUUUGGUUUUCAAGUUGGUCUGAUGAUCUUGGCUCAUGUUGCCAAAUUACCUUUUCCCUAUGCUAAUGUGCCUGUUUUAGGCUUUUUGUCUUUGGGUUACUUGUAUGCUUAUUUGGAAACAAUGGGUUAUUUGUAA
Molecule: messenger RNA, 909 nt
Organism: Halteromyces radiatus
Lineage: Eukaryota; Fungi; Mucoromycota; Mucoromycetes; Mucorales; Cunninghamellaceae
Exons: 4
Coding region: 1-909 (302 amino acids)
Biological process (GO): phospholipid biosynthetic process
Cellular component (GO): membrane
Molecular function (GO): phosphotransferase activity, for other substituted phosphate groups
Source: RefSeq, a predicted model, not a curated record